Xenopus laevis (African clawed frog) is the source of this 1555-nucleotide messenger RNA. RefSeq names its product multivesicular body subunit 12B S homeolog (gene mvb12b.S). The coding region runs from base 492 to 1364 and encodes 290 amino acids. Gene Ontology annotation, biological process: viral budding; regulation of epidermal growth factor receptor signaling pathway; virus maturation. The transcript is spliced from 13 exons. The record is from RefSeq and is a predicted model, not a curated record. NCBI's taxonomy places the organism in Eukaryota, Metazoa, Chordata, Amphibia, Anura, Pipidae. Gene Ontology annotation, cellular component: ESCRT I complex; late endosome membrane; late endosome.
GUAACAAAUACAUGGCAAAUAAAACACACCCCUGCAAUUGUGCAUCUCGACCACUGGGGAUGUGUUCUUCCUCUCUGUUACUAAACACUCACAUGUCCACAAAACUAGGUGCCGGCUGUGUGGGGACUAAAGUUUAAAUGGCCAAGAGGGUGGUUCAUGUGUAGCUUGGACAGAAAAGGGAAAGCAGGGCCUCUCUCGGAAGCCUGGCAGAUUCUGGACCUCCCUUCUGCUCUCUCCCUCCUCGUCUGGCAAUGAACAGCUGCCUUUGCAUGAAAAGAAGGGACGAUUUUCCACGCUUAACACAGCUGUUUCCAACCUGCAUUCCUCUGGAUGUUGCUGGACUACAACUCCCAGCAUCCCACUGACAGCCAAAGACCAGAGUGGCAAAUGACUCUAUAACGAUAAGGACAAGGCGUUGGUGGUAAUUAUACAUGGAAUUCUUGGACUCGUUUAGGCGGACUUUUAAAGUACUAUCAUAGGAUCACCCUAAUAUGCCUGAAGUGCGGGAUCUUUCUGACGCACUGACAGAUUUGUCAAUGGAUCCCAUCACUGGCGUCGGGGUAGUGGCAUCUCGGAAUCGAGCACCCACAGGGUAUGAUGUGAUCUCUCAAACAACAGAUGGCCUGGAUGCUGACUUGUGGAAAGAUGGCCUUUUUAAAUCCAAAGUGACAAGAUACCUCUGCUUCACCAGGGUCUUCUCCCGAGAGAAUAGCCAUUUGGGAAAUGUGUUGGUAGACAUGAAACUGAUCGACAUAAAAGACACAUUACCCGUUGGCUUCAUUCCCAUUCAGGAGACAGUGGACACACAAGAAGUCUCAUUUAGGAAAAAACGUCUCUGUAUUAAGUUUAUCCCGCGGGAUUCCACAGAAGCUGCCAUUUGUGAUAUCCGGAUUCUGAGCCGUUCCAAGCAGGCCCCACCUCAGUAUACUUUUAUAGGAGAGCUGAACAGUAUGGGAAUAUGGUACAGAAUGGGAAGAGUCCCUCGGGCCCCUGAUUCACCUGAACCAUCUACGCCGUCCUCUCCUUCAGCAAUUGUUACCUCUGCAUCUGUGCCAAAUCUCCCACGACACAUCUCCCUCACAUUACCUGCCACAUUCCGGGGAAGAAAUAACACAAGGCCGGAUUUUGAAAAUCAGCAGUCUAAUUUAUAUGCAAUAUCAGCCAUGGAUGGGGUACCUUUCAUGAUCUCAGAGAAGUUUGCCUGCGCAUCUGAGUCGAUGCAGCAAGUUGACCUUUUGGGAAUCGCUAUCAAGUCGCUGGCCGAAAUCGAGAAGGAGUAUGACUACAGCUUCAGGACAGAACAGAGUGCUGCAGCCCGUCUGCCCCCUAGUCCUGCCCGCUGCCAACAAAUGCCCCCACCCUGAGACAGAAGCAAGGGCACAAGGCAUGAAAGGUGCCACGCACAAAUACUACUGAGCAGAACCCAUUGCUGCUGAUCGAUAUUAACCUCUUCCCUGCCUGAGCCGUUUCAACAGGGAGGUGUCCUUUUUCUAACAGCAUCUCUUUUCGUAUUGGUAUUUUGUAAAUAUAAACAGUAUGGGGGUGAAAGAUGGGG